CGGAGAGUAUCAAACCAGAGAGAGAGCGAGUAAAAGCUUAAUUACAAAGAGAACCCCCAAAGAAGCUAAAUAUUUAUCCUUUCGGCGCUUAAGUUUGUAUUUCAACAUUUAACACCCUCAAAGAGUUUACCACCGCCAUGUGUGGAGGAGCUAUAAUCUCCGAUUUCAUCCCUCCGCCGAAGUCCCGCCGCGUCACCAGCGAGUUCAUCUGGCAGGAUCUGAAAAAAUCGAAGAAGAGAUCGAAGAAGCGAUCUGAUUUCUUCGAUCUGGACGAUAAAUUCGAAGCUGAUUUCAAAGGGUUUAAGGAUGGAGAUUCAUCUUUUGACUGCAAAGAUGAAUUCGAUACGUUCACCGAUGUGAAGCCCUUUGUCUUCACCGCAACUACCAAACCCGUCGCCUCCACUGGUUCAGUUUCUGAGAAGAAAACCAUAGAGUCGUCCGAUGAGAAAUCUGGCAAGAGGAAGAGAAAGAAUCAGUACAGGGGGAUAAGGCUGCGCCCUUGGGGUAAAUGGGCUGCUGAGAUCCGUGAUCCUAGAAAAGGCUCUCGAGAAUGGCUUGGAACAUUCGACACCGCUGAGGAAGCAGCAAGAGCUUAUGAUGCAGCUGCACGCAGGAUCCGUGGUGAUAAAGCUAAGGUGAACUUCCCUGAGGAGAUGAUCCCUACAGCUAAGACCAGUGAUCUUAAGAAGCCAGUGGCUAAACCAAACCAAAGCCCAACUCUGGUUCAGCAGCCAAGUCAGUUCUGCAACAACAUGGGAUAUGACUCCUUUGGUGAUAUGAGCUCCAUGGAGGAGAAGCCUCAGAUGUACAACAAUCAGUUCUUCCAUGUUGGACAGUAUUUCAGUUCUGAUCAGGGCAGUGACUCAUUUGACUGCUUUGAGUUUGGGUGGGAUAAUUACAACCCCAAGACACCAGAGAUCUCUUCAAUGGUAGUUAAUAACAACCAAGUUCCAUUUGCUGAAGAAACCAACGUAGCCAAGAAGGCGAAACUCAACUCUGAGGAUGGGACAAGCAACGAUGAUGAUCUGAUGGCAUACCUUGACAACGCCGUGUGGGAGUCUCCUUUAGAAGUGGAAGAUAUGCUUAGCGUGGAUGCUGCUGCUGCUGUGACUCAGGAAGAGGAAAACCCUAUGGAGCUAUGGAGCUUAGAUGAUAUCAACUCCAUGCUGGAUGGAGUCUUCUGAAGUGAUUGAUGGGUGGGGUCUAGUUUGUAAAUAAAGCUGUGUGUUGUUGAGUUUCAAGCGGUAACUUUGGUUUUACUUUAAUCUUCAGUUUGGGUUUUGUGUGUUGAUGUCUCACAGGGUUCUAACACAAUCAUCAGUACCCUCGUAACUGUUUUUGUUUUGUAUCCCUAAGACUUGUUUAACAUUAUAAUAAAAACUGUGUUGGAACC
Eruca vesicaria subsp. sativa (arugula) is the source of this 1393-nucleotide messenger RNA. The record is from the annotation of a GenBank genome assembly. NCBI's taxonomy places the organism in Eukaryota, Viridiplantae, Streptophyta, Magnoliopsida, Brassicales, Brassicaceae.